AUGGAAGCUCCUCAGAAGGCGCAUCGCGCCAAGACCUCGGGCGCCAAGGUGAACAAGCACAAGAAGAAUGCCGAAAAGAACAACCCCAAGGCCUUCGGUUUUCUGUCAGGAAGAAAGGCGGAAAAGGCAGCUCGUCGUAACCUGGAUAGGGACCAGACCAGGCUUCAUGUCCCUCUUGUGGAUCGCACGCCUAUGGAGGCACCUCCUGUAGUCGUUGCUGUUGUCGGACCCCCAGGGACAGGAAAGACGACGCUGAUCAAGUCCCUGGUCAAAAGAUACACCAAACACUCGCUUUCUGAAAUCAAGGGACCCAUCACCGUCAUCAGUGGCAAAAAGCGUCGCCUCACCUUUAUUGAAUGCAACAACGACCUCAACAGCAUGAUCGAUGUCGCCAAGGUCGCCGAUUUGAUUCUCCUGCUGAUCGACGCCUCUUUCGGUCUCGAGAUGGAGACCUUCGAGUUCUUGAACAUCUUGCAAACGCACGGAUUUCCAAAGAUUAUGGGAGUGCUGACACAUCUGGACCGCUUUAAGAAUAACAAGACGCUCAAGACGACCAAAAAGAAGCUGAAGCACCGUUUCUGGACGGAAAUCUAUCAAGGCGCCAAAUUGUUCUAUCUCUCAGGAGUCAUCAAUGGCCGGUACCCAAACCAGGAAAUUAUGAACCUCUCUCGAUUCAUUUCAGUCAUGAAGUUCAGACCCUUGAUCUGGAGAAACACGCAUCCAUACAUGAUCGCAGACCGUGUUGAGGAUUUGACCGACCCGGAGAUGGUGCGCCAGAACCCAACCUGCGAUCGUACGGUGACACUCUACGGAUAUCUUCGUGGAACCAACAUGAAGUCCGGCAUGCGGGUACACAUUCCGGGAGUCGGAGAUCAUUAUAUGGAGGACGUCAGCAUCUUGGCAGACCCAUGCCCACUGCCCGACAAAGUCAGGAAGCGUUUGGAUGAGAAGCAAAAGCUGAUUUAUGCUCCUAUGUCGGAUGUCGGAGGCAUCAUGUACGAUAAGGAUGCUGUCUAUAUCAAUGUCCCUGGAUCGUUUACGAAAAAGAGUCAGAUCGCCAAGAGCACCGUCACUGGUGGCAAUGGUUCAAGCGACGAAGAACAGGAGGAAGAUGAAGAGGAGCAGGACUAUGAGAAGGGUCAGGGUGAGAGGAUGGUCAUGAACCUGCAGGACGCUACCGACACUCUAGCCAGUCAGCUCGAGGAGAGUGAACUCCGGAUUUUCGCCGAUUCGGCGCCCAUGCGCGCAGGAGAUGUUGAGGAGGAUGAAGAAGAAGAAGACGAGAAUGACUACGAUCAGGAUGACGAGAGUGAAGAAGAGUCCGCUGGCAGGAAGGGCCCUCGUGAGCAAAAGGAGACUGACAGCAACGGACGUGUCCGUCGUCGUGCCGUUUUCGGAGAUGAGGACGACGAUGUCGAAAUGGAGAGCGGCGACGAGGAGGAGGAGGAGGAGGAGGAUGAGAACGAGGAAGAAGACGAGGAUGAAGAGGAGGAGGGCUAUGGUUCAGCAAACAGUCGCAGGAAAUACAAGUCCAAAUUCGAAGCCAAGCACAAGAUCGGAAAGAAGAACGACUCGGACUCUGACGGCGAGGAAGAUGUUGCCUUUGCGGAGAGUGACAGCGAUCUUGGCGAUCUGUCGGGCGAAGAAGAUGAGGAUGAGGACGACAGUGCGUUGCGGUGGAAGGACAACUUGAUGGCCAAGGCCGAAUCUGUAUUCCACUCCAAGCGUCGACCUAACUUGAUGCGCCUCAUCUAUGGCGACCGCAAAUACACACCGGAGCAGAUCAUUAGUGGAGAUAUUGAGGAGGCGCCGCUAAAGUUGACGGGUGACAAAGACGAGGAAUCUGACGAGGGCUUCGGAACUGGACCUGGCACCGGUGCUGAGGACGACAGCGAGGACGAAGGCGAUUUUUUGACGCUCAAAAAAGAGGAAUCCGAUACCGCUAUCGCACAGACGAUUGACUCGUGUAAGACCACAUUGGAGUUCAACGACCUGGAGGAGUGGGAUGACGAUGAAGUCAAGGAAUCCAUCCGCGAUCGCUUCAUCACAGGAUCUUUAGACGUACCUGGAGCUGGCGCUGGCGCAGGAGGAGACGAAGACGAGGCCUUUGGUGACUUUGAGGAUCUGGAAACCGGUGAGAAGGUCGAGGGUGGAGACGAAGAAUCCAGCACAAAGCUAGGCGAAGAAAAGUCGUACGAGAACAUGACUCGCGAUGAGAUUGCAGCCAAGAAGGAGCAGCUCAAGAAGAAGUUCGAGGCUGAGUACGGCGAUGAGGAUGAGGAAAAGAAGGAUUUUUACGAUGAAAUCAAGGGUGACAUGGCCAAACAACAGCAGAUCAAUGAGGCCGAGUUCGAGGACGACGACCCAAUGACCCGUGCCAUGGUCGAGGGCUUCCGUCCCGGAACCUACGUCCGCAUCCUCCUUAAGGACAUGCCCUGCGAGUUCAUUCAACACUUCCAGCCCGAGUACCCCAUCAUCAUGGGAGGUCUACUCCCUGCGGAAGAAAAUUAUGGGUUCAUCCAGGUCCGUAUCAAAAAGCAUCGUUGGCACAGAAAGAUCCUCAAGACCAACGAUCCUCUGAUCUUCUCGUUGGGUUGGCGCCGUGUCCAAACCAUGCCGAUCUACUCGCUGAACGACGGAACGCGCAACAGGAUGCUCAAGUACACCCCCGAGCACAUGCAUUGUCUUGCAACAGUCUAUGGCCCCAUCCACCCACCCAACACCGGUUUCUGCUGCGUACAAAGCGUUUCUGACGGCACUUCUUCAUUCCGAAUCUCGGCUACGGGGGUUGUUCUGGAUAUUGAUCACUCGGUCGAGAUCGUCAAGAAGCUGAAACUGACCGGUCACCCAUACAAGAUUCACAAGAACACGGCGUUCAUCAAGGACAUGUUUACGUCUGCACUUGAGGUCGCCAAGUUCGAGGGAGCCAACAUCCGGACAGUCUCUGGAAUCCGCGGUCAGGUCAAGAAGGCGCUCCAGAAGCCCGAUGGACAUUUCCGUGCAACAUUCGAGGAUAAGAUACUGAUGUCCGAUAUCGUCUUCCUCAGGGCGUGGUAUCCGAUCAAGCCCAAGAAGUACUGCAACCCUGUGACAUCGCUUCUCUUGGCGAAGAAGAAGGAGUGGCAGGGCAUGCGGUUGACGGGACAGGUCCGCCAUGAGAUGCAGAUGCAGACACCACAGAAUCACGACUCUGUGUACCGACCUAUAGAGAGAAUGACACGACGAUUCAAUACUCUCAAGGUGCCGAAAUCGAUUCGUGCAUCGUUGCCCUUCGCGUCCAAGCCUAAGCUAUUGCCGAAGCAGAGGAAGCCCGGUUUGAUGCAGCGUCGUGCUGUGAUGUUGGAGCCCGAGGAGAAGAAGAUCUACACGUUGAUGCAGCAAAUUAACACACUCAAGCACGAAAAGGAUCGGAAGAGGGCCGAGAAGGAGAAGGAGCGCAAGUCCGUGUACGAGAAGAAGAAGGCCAAGGAGACCGCCAAUUAUGAGAAUCGCGUCAAGCGCGAGCGCAAGGAGGUCUUCCGAACCCAGGGCAAGGAACAGAAGCGUCAAGCCCUCAAGGAGGCUGGAGGACGGAGGAAAAAGCACAAGGGCUCGGACGAUUAA
Messenger RNA from Gamsiella multidivaricata, 3603 nucleotides. RefSeq lists its product as uncharacterized. Gene Ontology annotation, molecular function: ATP hydrolysis activity; U3 snoRNA binding; GTP binding. Gene Ontology annotation, cellular component: 90S preribosome; nucleus. Bases 1 to 3603 code for a protein of 1200 amino acids. NCBI's taxonomy places the organism in Eukaryota, Fungi, Mortierellomycota, Mortierellomycetes, Mortierellales, Mortierellaceae. The record is from RefSeq and is a predicted model, not a curated record. Gene Ontology annotation, biological process: endonucleolytic cleavage of tricistronic rRNA transcript (SSU-rRNA, 5.8S rRNA, LSU-rRNA); ribosome biogenesis; maturation of SSU-rRNA from tricistronic rRNA transcript (SSU-rRNA, 5.8S rRNA, LSU-rRNA). The transcript has 4 exons.